AUGGGUAAUCCAAACUGUCCUUUUGCUUCGGUUCCAGCAGUGGAUUUGAGCCCCUAUGUCACCAUUCAACCUCCUCUUUCCCGCUGUGGUUACGGCCCAGGAUUGAUCCUCAUCAGGCCUCAGUGUUACGCCGCUUGCCAACAGCAAAAUAAGACACUUGACCCAGAGCCAUUGAAGAAGUGGGCCGAGGAAAGCUUUACAGUAGCACAGAUUACUGUGGAUGAUCAAUUUGUCAUAGACAAACCAUCUCUGGGGGAGCUCAUUCGAGAAGCGGAGGAUGGCUUACUUGGGAGAGUAGAGUGCGAUGGCAAGGAGAAGAUCGGGUUGAUAGUCUACGGUUCAAAGGCAGACUAUGCUCCCCAAUUCGAGGAUACUCUGCAAAGUGCACUGGCUAGAGGCACAAAGCUGAUCGCCGCGGUACUCUUCGACUCAUGGAACAUCAACUUCCUCCAGCCCACCCUUCUUCAGCUAUGCAGCGCAGUGGAGGGCGAGAAGAAGGAAGGCCAAGUUACGCAUAUAUACUCAGAUGUUUCCUCUCCCAGCUUCAUGAUCCCAGGCCACCCUGGUUUCAAGAUCUCGACGGCAGGCACAGCUCAUACUCGUUGUGUCGGGUUUAUCAAAAAGCAUUUGGGAGGUCCAUUCUUUGACCUCGAGAAGAUUUGGGAAGAACAUACCUAUUAUGAAUUUGGAGAUCGCUCUGUUGAGAAGACCAUGGCGACGAUGGUCUCUGAGCCUUAUGUGAACCAUGUGCCAACUUUAACAGGAGGCAUUGGACGAGCUCGCUUGAGCCAUUUUUAUCUCCAUCAUUUCAUCUUCAGCAACCCCGAUGAUACGGCUUUGGAGCUUGUUAGUCGAACAGUGGGAACCGACCGAAUUGUGGAUGAGUUUAUCUUUGUCUGCACUCAUGACAAGCAGAUUGAUGCGUUGAUUCCCGGAGUUCCACCGACGGGGAAACACCUUCGCAUUCCCAUGACUUCCGUGGUCAACAUUCGCGGGGACUGCUUAUUUCAUGAACACAUUGCAUGGGAUCAAGCGACGGUCCUUGUGCAGCUAGGUCUAUUACCGGAGUAUCUUCCGUUCCCAUAUGCACUACCCGACGGGUCUGUGCCCGCGCACGGCAAACGAUUCGAGUACCGGGUCCCGGCUGCGGGCGCCGAGUGUGCCGAGAAACUGCAAGACGAGCAUGCAGUACCCUCGAAUCAGAUGCUCGAGUAUAAGAUCCGCGAAGUCAAUCGGUGA
Messenger RNA from Penicillium paradoxum, 1239 nucleotides. RefSeq lists its product as uncharacterized. Gene Ontology annotation, biological process: polyketide metabolic process. Lineage: Eukaryota; Fungi; Ascomycota; Eurotiomycetes; Eurotiales; Aspergillaceae. The transcript has 3 exons. The record is from RefSeq and is a predicted model, not a curated record. Bases 1 to 1239 code for a protein of 412 amino acids.